CCCUAAAUUAGGGUUCUGACGUUCACUCUCAAAUGCUCACACUCGCAGUCGAUUCUCAAGUCUUUUCUGCAUCGCACUCCUUUUCUGCCUAGUUGGUAAGUUUCCCCUUCUCUCUAUACAUAUACAUGCAAUUAUCUAUCUACGAGUACCGUCACGUAUGUAUUUCUAUGUUUCUGGUUUUCGAGUUUCGGUUCCUAGGUUGAGUGCAUUUUGUAUUUCUUUCCCAUUUAAUAACGGCCCAUUUUUGCUGUUGAGUCUUUAUUAGCAUUUUUUUUUGUUACGUGUUUUUGUUUUUUAUAAUUACUUCGUUUCUUUAAUUAUCUGAUGCAUUAACUGGAAAUGAUUGAAUGCGUUCCAGGAUGUAAAUAACAAUUAUCGUAGGUUACUUUUUAAAUACCUGUUUGAUGUUUGUCUUUAUUUGGGUUGUUUCACGUUUAGCUCAAGUGAUUCAGACUUUAUGGUUUUCGUCAUUUUUUAUGAUGAGAAUUUCAAUUAUGAAGUGUGUACUGGAAUUCCAAAUAAAAAAAAAAAAAAAACUUUUGUUAGCAGUUACUAUAAUUGAGGGGGGAAUUUGUUUGGGUUGUGUAUGUUUGUUGUUUUUGUGGCUAUCCUUUAAAACCAUCGGCAGUUUUUUUUUUUUUUUCUUUUUUUUCAUUGCAUAGAAUAUUUUGGCAAUAUAUUCGGUUGAUUGACAUUUUCCUGCAUGGUAUUUGGGGUACUAGCUAAUAUUUUUUACAAUUUACAUUUUUUUUUCUCUUUAUUUUUUGAAGGUGUGCUACAUUUAAGCAAUUGAACGAUUUGAUGAGGGGGAACUUAUAACAUAGAUGAUGAUCGUUGAUAAUAUAUUAUUGGGCUGGUAAAGGGAGAUGCUUCUUGCCACGUGUUUGGCGAAGUAAGAAUACUGUAAUUCAGGGUCUGAGCUUCUCCUUUAUCAAACUUAAUCAAGUUCGGGUUUUUUAGACCUUAACUUUCUCGAAACUUCGUUAUAUCUUACUUGAUAUAAUGAUGUGUAUUAAUUAAUUUUAAGAAUCCUGAUAUCUGGAGAAAUGGAUUAGUGCUUCUUGCACCUUUAAAAGCUUUGCGAAGAUUGUGAGAGCUGAGAAGGAAUAGGUUCUGGCAAGUAUUUUGAAAGAUAGCUAAGACGGGGUCCCUCUGUUGUGUGGCUGCAAGGCCACAUGAGUCCAAUGCAACCAGCAGGGAUUGGUCAGUGGGGCCACGUGAGCCUUACUGGCAAACCAAUACAAGCUUUUCACCAGCACCUUCAAGAUGGGAUUUUCGAUUUCAUCAUGAAGCUUUGUCAUUUGGUUCUCAUGACGACAUUCAAUUGUAUGGUUCUUCUACAUCAUCAAACAGCCGAGAAAGUGGACACUGGGUGAGGGGAAGCAGUGUUGCUAAUAAUCAGCACCUGGUAUCUGAUGGCAUGGGCCAAUACUUUAGCAGUCCAAUUGACAUUUCUCCGGUGCAGCAGUGGACUCCCCCAACAAUACAAGAAAUCAGGGAAGAUGUCUAUGGUGCUACAAGAGGAGAUGUAGUUUUGAAGCCUUCAUCCUUUUCACCAACAAUGGAGGGCACUUCGGCGGUUAUGGAUAGUAGAAGCUCCACUUCAUCUCAGUCAGAUAGUAGUGGUGAUUAUGAGGCCGUGGUUAAGUCACAUUCCUCUUAUUGCAACUUCUCGGGUCGAGGUUGCUUCAUGUCAAAAGCAGUAUAUCCUUUGUCAUUUCCAUUGGAAAUGCCAACUAGGGAAGCUUCUGGCAUCACCACUUCUGAGAGGUCAGAAUAUGAUUCCACUCCACGAAGGGACAGACACCAUCUGAGCAGUGCUACUGUGAGUGUCGAUCUCACUGGAUUAUCUGAACACUUUGACGAUGAUCUUUUCAAUAGAUCUUAUAGUCCUUCAGAUCAAAUUAGAUGUGGAUUGUGUGAGAGGUUCCUUUCACAGAGAUCUCCCUGGAGUUCUCGGAGGAUUGUAAGAAGUGGAGAUAUGCCAGUUGCUGGCAUUCUUUCGUGUCGGCAUGUAUUCCAUGCAGAGUGCUUGGAGUAUACGACACCAAAGGUGCAUAAGAGUGACCCUCCAUGUCCCAUUUGUGUGAAAGUUGAAGAGGAAAAUUCCCCAGACCCGCGAAUCAUUUCCAAGUUGACUAGCCGUCUCCCUCGGUUUAAACCUAUGCGUGAAGAUGGACCAUCCAAGCCUUGGGGCUGUACACGAGCUGGAGAUUGUGUUGAACGGGCUUUGCACAUCCCUACUCGUAACACAGUGUUAUCUCUUAACCGGACCCGAUUUAGAAAAAAGUUUAUCCAUGAAGGGAAAUCGAAGUCACGGGAAGUUGAGAGCUAGUGGCUCUUAAUCUUCGUGCCUAUCGUGUUCUAGUUUGAAGUGUUGCCAGGGUUCUGUAUAUGCAUGCAUUUUACUUUAGGGUUUUCUCAGACCUUGCUGUUUUCUAAUUGUUAUUUGUUAAGCUAAUUUGAUGUGUAGGAAAACAGAUCAGGCUAUUAGCCAUGUAUGUUGUUUGUAGUUCAAUCUAAAUUACCCAGUCUUGCCGUCAUGUUAGGCUUCAACUUGAUAAUUUA
Messenger RNA from Olea europaea var. sylvestris, 2568 nucleotides. RefSeq lists its product as uncharacterized. Lineage: Eukaryota; Viridiplantae; Streptophyta; Magnoliopsida; Lamiales; Oleaceae. The transcript has 3 exons. Bases 1421 to 2335 code for a protein of 304 amino acids. The record is from RefSeq and is a predicted model, not a curated record.